This is a messenger RNA of Hordeum vulgare subsp. vulgare (domesticated barley), 1002 nucleotides long. RefSeq names its product protein PLASTID TRANSCRIPTIONALLY ACTIVE 7. The record is from RefSeq and is a predicted model, not a curated record. Gene Ontology annotation, biological process: plastid transcription. The transcript has 4 exons. Lineage: Eukaryota; Viridiplantae; Streptophyta; Magnoliopsida; Poales; Poaceae. Bases 54 to 608 code for a protein of 184 amino acids. Gene Ontology annotation, cellular component: plastid-encoded plastid RNA polymerase complex.
CGUGCCCAAACAGGUCGAGAACUGGAUGAGGUAAGAACCUCCCGGUCCAAAAAAUGUCCAUGGCAAUGGCCGCUUCCUUCGCCGCCCGCCACCACCACGGUCACCUCGCCGCCGGCCUCCCCUCCAUCCCUCAAGCAAGCGGGAGGACUAGCCGCAGCGGUGGCACCAUCUCCAUGAAGGCUCAGAAAAAGCAGAGCAGUGAGCCUGGAAGUGGGAAGGGGGCCGGGGACGGGCGAGUCAGCGGUGGGCGGCGAGUGUGGCGCCGCCGGAAACUGACCAAAGAGGAUGAUAUGUUGCGUUACAAGUUGGAUCGUAUCCCUUUCUUAGAAGAGAAAGUGAGAAAAGUAAGGGAAAAUGGGAAGCUUGUGUGCUUGGAUAUCAACCAGCUCAUGUUAUCUCAAGAGAAUAGGUUUGCAUUCACAAUGGAGGUGGCAGAAGAAGCUAAUGCCUAUCUUGAGAAACACAGGCAUGAGUAUGGAUUGAAAAAACCUAUACUACAUGUGCUCAGUGACCGCAUGAAUGAAGCUGGAUUUUCUCGGCCAGAGGGCUACCUUUAUCCUUAUCCUAUCAAGCCCGGGCCUUAUUUCAUAAAAGAAGAAGGCAAUUGAAUAGAAUCACAUGCUUUAUCGAUCAAGGAACACUAGUUUGGGGGGCGUCCUGACAGAAUGGAGCGGUCUGCAGGGCUCCUAGUUUUUCUUGUAUACACUACGCAGUUGAGGGGGAGUUUGAAAGAUCUGGAGCAACUUACAAAAUCAAAUUUAAGAUGCGUUUUGUCCCCAGAGCUCUGAAGUUUUGCACCCAGACCUCCAUGUUAGUAACAAUAUUAAGCGAAGGUAGCCUGAUCUUUCUUGACUGUCGUCUGUGUGGUUCUUCAGUGCUGACAUGGGAUUGGGAUGCUGAGAUUCGCCGAACAAGAUCUACUGGCCCAUUUUAUUGUUGUCUUGAAAUAUUUAUAUAGAUAUUAUUGAGAUAUUUACAAUAAAUUUACCUCUUUCCAAUUAA